GAAGAGCCUUCCUUGCUCGUUUGGUUGUGAAUGGCUACCGUUACCAAUUUCAAGCUCGUCACUCCGCCGGAAUCUUCCCGCGCCGAUAAGCUGGGAGCUACGAAAGCAUCCGACGCAUUCCAGGAGAAGAAAUCUGUGUCUGUGAACUACGACCGAGGUGAGCAUGAGGUCUCGGUCCGCGUCGGCGGGCUCAGGAAAGCUGAUAUUCCGAGACGUUACCGAAUUCGGGUUGAGAACGACCGGUUUCAGAAGGAUUGGAGUGUAUCUGAGGUGGUGGACCGGCUUAUGGCUCUCAAUCGUUGGGAAGAAGUUGAUGGUGUUCUCAAUUCCUGGGUCGGCCGGUUUGCUAGAAAGAAUUUUCCGGUUCUUAUCAGGGAGCUUAGUAGAAGAGGGUAUAUCGAGCUUUGUGUGAAUGUUUUCAAGUGGAUGAAGAUUCAGAAGAACUACUGUGCAAGGAAUGAUAUAUACAAUAUGAUGAUUAGGCUUCAUGCUAGGCAUAAUUGGGUUGAUCAAGCUCGUGGUCUCUUCUUUGAAAUGCAGAAAUGGAGCUGCAAACCGGAUGCUGAGACGUACGAUGCUCUUAUCAAUGCCCAUGGUCGAGCUGGUCAGUGGCGCUGGGCUAUGAAUCUUAUGGAUGACAUGUUACGUGCAGCUAUUGCUCCUAGUCGUUCAACCUACAAUAAUCUGAUCAAUGCUUGUGGUUCUAGUGGAAACUGGAGAGAGGCUCUGGAAGUUUGCAAGAAAAUGACAGAUAACGGAGUUGGACCGGAUUUGGUCACUCACAACAUUGUGUUGUCAGCAUACAAGAGUGGUCGCCAGUAUUCAAAGGCGCUAUCUUAUUUUGAGCUCAUGAAGGGAGCUAAAGUUCGUCCCGAUACUACAACUUUCAAUAUCAUUAUAUAUUGCCUGUCAAAGCUUGGUCAAAGUAGCCAAGCCCUUGAUGUUUUCAAUUCCAUGAGGAAGAAGAGAGCUGAAUGUCGACCUGAUGUUGUGACAUUUACUAGCAUCAUGCAUUUAUACUCUGUCAGGGGAGAGAUAGAAAACUGCAGAGCUGUGUUUGAAGCAAUGCUUGCAGAAGGUCUGAAACCUAAUAUUGUUUCCUAUAAUGCCUUAAUAGGUGCCUAUGCUGUUCAUGGAAUGAGUGAAAAUGCUCUCUCAGUUUUUGGAGAAAUAAAGCGGAAUGGUAUUGUCCCAGAUGUGGUCUCUUAUACAAGCUUGCUCAAUUCUUAUGGAAGAUCACGUCAACCUGGAAAGGCAAAGGAGGUAUUCCUCAUGAUGAGGAAGGAAAGGAGAAAGCCUAAUGUUGUUACUUACAAUGCAUUGAUUGAUGCUUAUGGGUCUAAUGGGUUUCUAGCUGAAGCUGUGGAAAUCUUCCGGCAGAUGGAACAAGAUGGCAUUAAGCCAAAUGUGGUUUCAGUAUGCACUCUUUUGGCUGCUUGUAGUAGGUCUAAGAAAAAGGUGAAUGUUGAAACUGUACUUUCUGCAGCACAGUCGAGAGGUAUCAAUCUCAAUACGGCAGCCUAUAACUCAGCCAUUGGAAGCUAUAUAAAUGCUGCAGAACUUGAGAAGGCCAUUGCAUUGUAUCAGACUAUGAGAAAAAAGAAAGUCAAAGCUGAUUCUGUUACUUUCACUAUCCUUAUAAGCGGUUCAUGUAGGAUGUCAAAAUACCCUGAAGCAAUUAGUUACUUGAAGGAGAUGGAAGAUCUCAGUAUUCCAUUGACAAAGGAGGUGUACUCUUCUGUUCUAUGUGCUUACAGCAAACAGGGUCAAGUUACAGAAGCAGAAUCCAUAUUCAACCAGAUGAAAAUGGCUGGGUGCGAACCUGAUGUGAUUGCAUACACUUCAAUGCUCCAUGCUUACAAUGCUUCAGAAAAGUGGGGAAAGGCUUGUGAACUCUUCCUGGAAAUGGAGGCAAAAGGAAUAGAGCCAGAUUCGAUUGCUUGUUCAGCUUUGAUGAGAGCUUUCAACAAGGGAGGUCAACCGUCAAAUGUCUUUGUCCUGAUGGAUUUAAUGCGGGAAAAAGAAGUCCCCUUCAUUGGUGCGGUUUUCUUUGAGAUUUUUUCCGCUUGUAACACCUUGCAGGAGUGGAAAAGAGCAAUAGACCUCAUCCAAAUGAUGGAUCCUUAUCUACCAUCGCUUUCUAUCGGGUUAACUAAUCAGAUGCUGCAUCUUUUCGGGAAGAGUGGUAAAGUUGAAGCAAUGAUGAAGCUGUUCUAUAAGAUUAUAGCCUCUGGUGUUGAAAUCAACUUCAAGACUUAUGCCAUAAUGUUGGAACAUCUUUUAGCUGUUGGAAACUGGAGAAAAUACAUUGAGGUUUUAGAAUGGAUGAGUGAUGCUGGUAUUCAACCCUCGAACCAAAUGUAUCGUGACAUUAUCUCCUUUGGUGAAAGAAGUGCAGGGAUCGAGUUCGAGCCUCUAAUACGCCAAAAAUUGGAGGUUCCGAUCAUGGCGUCGGUUUCGUCGUCGGAUCAAGGACCUAAGACAGAAGCAGGAUGUAGCGGAGGAGGUGGAGGAGGAGGAGAGAGCUCAGAGACAGUGGCGGCGAGUGAUCAGAUGUUGUUGUAUAGAGGUUUUAAGAAGGCGAAGAAGGAGAGAGGUUGUACAGCUAAGGAGCGUAUUAGUAAAAUGCCGCCGUGUACUGCUGGGAAAAGGAGUUCCAUAUACCGCGGAGUCACCAGACAUAGAUGGACAGGUCGUUAUGAAGCUCACCUUUGGGAUAAGAGUACCUGGAACCAAAAUCAGAACAAGAAGGGAAAACAAGUUUAUCUAGGAGCAUAUGAUGAUGAAGAGGCUGCUGCUAGAGCUUACGACCUUGCUGCCUUAAAAUAUUGGGGCCCUGGGACACUUAUAAAUUUUCCGGUGACUGAUUAUACCAGGGAUUUAGAAGAAAUGCAAAAUCUCUCAAGGGAAGAAUACCUUGCAUCUCUACGUAGAAAAAGCAGCGGCUUCUCAAGGGGAAUAGCGAAAUAUCGGGGACUUCAAAGCCGAUGGGACGAAUCAGCCAGUCGUAUGCCUGGACCUGAAUACUUCAGUAACAUUCAUUACGGGGCAGGUGAUGAUCGAGGAACAGAAGGUGACUUUCUAGGUAGCUUUUGUCUGGAAAGAAAGAUUGAUCUAACAGGAUACAUAAAGUGGUGGGGAGUCAACAAAACCCGUCAACCAGAAUCUUCAUCAAAAGCAGCAGAGGAUGCAAACGUCGAAGAUGCUGGUACUGAGCUUAAAACACUGGAACACACAUCCCAGGCAACAGAACCAUACAAGGCGCCAAACCUUGGCGUCCUUCGUGGAACUCAGAGAAAAGAAAAAGAAAUAUCAUCACCAUCAAGCUCUUCUGCUUUAAGUAUCUUGUCUCAGUCGCCUGCCUUCAAGAGCCUAGAGGAGAAAGUGCUGAAGAUCCAAGAAAGCUGCAAUAAUGAAAACGAUGAGAAUGCAAAUCGUAACAUCAUCAAUAUGGAGAAGAAUCACGGCAAGGCAAUAGAGAAACCAGUUGUGAGUCAUGGAGUUGCUUUAGGCGGUGCUGCUGUGUUGUCUCUUCAGAAAAGCAUGUACCCACUUACCUCUCUCUUAACUGCUCCAUUGCUCACAAACUACAAUACAUUGGAUCCUCUUGCAGACCCUAUUCUCUGGACACCAUUUCUUCCUUCAGGAUCCUCUCAUACUUCAGAGGUGACAAAGACAGAGACCAGCUGUUCCACGUACAGCUACCUCCCACAAGAGAAAUGAGCCGUUCCCUUUAGACUUUAUGUAUGUCAGAUUCUCCUUUUGUGAGAUGAAUUUGUCGACUUGCCAUCUGUUUUUGCCUCUUUAUGGAGAGGAAGUUGGGAGAAGUGUGACAAUGGUCUGAAGCAGGAAUGUACAGGUUUUGUUAGUGGUUGUGUUUUUUUUUUUUUCAGUGUGGAAUAUAGAAUCGUCAUAUUU
Messenger RNA from Arabidopsis arenosa, 3918 nucleotides. The record is from the annotation of a GenBank genome assembly. Lineage: Eukaryota; Viridiplantae; Streptophyta; Magnoliopsida; Brassicales; Brassicaceae.